AUGAUCGUCAAUCGACAGCUGGUUUCGGUUUUCCAACAACAAACACCAGCGACAACAACAUCAUUAAUGAGGCUGAAGAUCCCUUUGACUAUGGAUGAAGUCAUCGGUGGUAUUGAUGCAGAAAUAACUGAUGUAGAGGAGGCACUGCUCCAUCAAAUAGGUGCCAAAGAAGUGCCAUUUGCUGGUAUGGAUAAAAGCGGUCGUGGAGUUUGUUUGAAAUAU
Molecule: messenger RNA, 222 nt
Organism: Strongylus vulgaris
Lineage: Eukaryota; Metazoa; Nematoda; Chromadorea; Rhabditida; Strongylidae
Source: the annotation of a GenBank genome assembly